CACUCUCAAAAACGCCGGACUACUUUAGUAUGGAGUACUCAGAGGAACCCUUCGUGGUUCUAGAAACUUCCAUGGGGGUUAUCGUUUGUGAACUUUACUGGAAAGAAACACCAAAGACUUGUAAAAAUUUUGUUGAAUUGUCAAGAAGAAAAUAUUACGACAAUGUUAUUUUUCAUCGCAUCAUACCAAAUUUUGUUAUACAAGGUGGUGAUCCCACUGGAACUGGUCGUGGUGGCGACUCGAUUUAUGGAGAAAAAUUUGAAGAUGAAUGCACAAGUUCGUUAAGGCACACUGGCGCUGGCAUUCUCUCGAUGGCCAACUCAGGUCCAAAUACUAAUGGAUCUCAAUUUUUUAUAACAUUAGCACCAACUCCUCACUUAGAUGAUAAACACACCAUCUUUGGAAGAAUUUGCGACGGGUUAUCGGUAGUGAAGCGUUUAGGAAACGUUGUCACUGACGCUAAUGACCGUCCGACUGAAAAAGUUUUCAUCAAAAGGUCUUAUCCAACGAGAAAUUGGAGUUGCUAAAAUGGAAGUAUUCUAUAGCGUCC
This is a messenger RNA of Zophobas morio, 550 nucleotides long. RefSeq lists its product as uncharacterized. The record is from RefSeq and is a predicted model, not a curated record. Lineage: Eukaryota; Metazoa; Arthropoda; Insecta; Coleoptera; Tenebrionidae. Gene Ontology annotation, cellular component: catalytic step 2 spliceosome. Gene Ontology annotation, molecular function: peptidyl-prolyl cis-trans isomerase activity. The coding region runs from base 30 to 527 and encodes 165 amino acids. The transcript is spliced from 8 exons. Gene Ontology annotation, biological process: protein folding; protein peptidyl-prolyl isomerization.